UGUAAUUUUGUGACGUUUAUUAGUAAAAAUGACUAAUUAAUUAAGUAAUUUACAAAAAUAUGACCAAGGCACAUUAUUAUUUCGACUUAUAAUUGGAAGGCUCUCAAAAGAAAUAUUUAAAAACUUUAUCGGUUUUGUUUAGUAAUUAUGGGGCAGACGCUAUCGGAACCGGUCACAGCGAAAGACACAGCUUGCUGCCAAAACUCUGAGUUCCGUGUCGGUUCUAGCUGCAUGCAAGGAUGGCGAGUAACAAUGGAAGACGCUCACACACACAUUCUAUCUCUACCCGAUGACCCCGGUAGCGCAUUCUUUGCAGUCUACGACGGUCACGGUGGGCCCAAAAUAUCAGAUUACGCCGGAAAGCAUCUGCAUAAGUACAUAACGCAAAGAAAUGAAUACAAAGAGGGCAACAUUAUUGAUGCGAUGAAACAGGCGUUUUUGGAAAUGGACGAGGUGAUGCAAAAUGAGGAGACUCUAAAGCACGAACAGGCCGGCACCACGGCAAUCGCGAUGGUAAUACGGGAGAGUCGUUUAUUUUGCGCAAAUGUCGGCGAUUCCAGAGCGGUUGCGAGCAUAAAAGGUGUCGCCGAACCCCUCUCGAAUGACCACAAACCGUACUUGCAAGAAGAGUUCGAUCGAAUCACUGCCGCAGGCGGUUGGGUCGAUUGCAAUCGGGUUAAUGGGAAUUUGGCACUCUCGAGAGCACUGGGUGAUUUUAUUUUUAAGCGAAACGAUAAAAUGAAGCCGGAAGAGCAAAUGGUUACUGCGUAUCCAGAUGUACUAGUUCGUACUAUUACGCCCGAUUGGGAGUUCAUUGUGUUAGCAUGCGAUGGAAUAUGGGAUGUGAUGACAAAUGAGGAGGUGAUUUCGUUUGUACGACAGAAUAUCGCCGCCGGUGUUGAACCUGAGGAGAUCUGUGAAUCGAUAAUGAUGCAGUGCCUAGCGCCGGAUUGUCAAAUGGCCGGGCUGGGAUGUGAUAAUAUGACUGUUGUUAUAGUUUGUUUAUUACAAGGGAAGUCCUAUGAGGAUUUAAUGGUCAAAUGUGCUAUUCCUGCGGUGACGGAAGAUUCGGCAUUAAAAUGUAGUGAAACAGAAAAUAUUAACGACUCAGAAGCUGUAUAACAUCUGUGGUAUAUUCUAGCAGUGUAAAUCGAUAAAUAUAUUUUUCAUAAAAGUUUCUAGUAAAACUCAAAUUUGAGUUUCCUGAAAUAAAAAUUGUGUAAAUAAAUAGGUGAUGUAAAUAAUAGUACUAAGAAAGUUAGCCUGUAAGAGUGUUUCAAGCCAAAAGUGUAGGUUCCUUUGUAAUUAACACCAAGGUAGACCAAUUGUUAUAGAAGUUAUUUUUAGAACAUUUUUUGUUUUCUCUGGAAUUUCCUCAAAAUAUUGGAAUGGUAGUAUUUCACGAAGAAUUUGCCUUUAACAAUGUAAAUAAAAUACCUGACCAAUAUUAUCCUUGUGAAAUGGGCAUUUUGAAGACAAGUUGGCAAUUUUUGAAUGCACAUAUUGAUCUUAUAUUUAUGAUUAUUCAAAAAUAUAUUAUCUGGACAUGAA
This is a messenger RNA of Photinus pyralis (common eastern firefly), 1551 nucleotides long. Its product is annotated as probable protein phosphatase 2C T23F11.1. The transcript has 2 exons. The record is from RefSeq and is a predicted model, not a curated record. Gene Ontology annotation, biological process: protein dephosphorylation. NCBI's taxonomy places the organism in Eukaryota, Metazoa, Arthropoda, Insecta, Coleoptera, Lampyridae. The coding region runs from base 148 to 1122 and encodes 324 amino acids. Gene Ontology annotation, molecular function: cation binding; protein serine/threonine phosphatase activity.